Molecule: messenger RNA, 4599 nt
Organism: Globicephala melas (long-finned pilot whale)
Lineage: Eukaryota; Metazoa; Chordata; Mammalia; Artiodactyla; Delphinidae
Gene: GGT5
Product: gamma-glutamyltransferase 5
Biological process (GO): glutathione catabolic process; inflammatory response; leukotriene D4 biosynthetic process
Cellular component (GO): plasma membrane
Molecular function (GO): leukotriene-C(4) hydrolase activity; glutathione gamma-glutamate hydrolase
Source: RefSeq, a predicted model, not a curated record
GAAAAACUCCCCACAGACACCCUGCUGCCUGGCGUCUUGCCAGGGCCAAGACGGGCUGAAAACUGGAAGUCCAGGCGGGUGGCCAGCUCCGCCUCUGAGAGCCAUGGCCCAGGGACACGGAGCCACGGUCAGCAUGGUCCUGCUGGGGCUGGGGCUGGCGCUGGCCAUCAUCGUGCCUAUCGUGGUCGUCUCUUGGCACCGUGUCCACUGUGGCCCCCAGGCCUUUGCCCAUGCUGCGGUUGCUGCAGACUCUAAGAUCUGCUCGGACAUUGGACGAGCCAUCCUCCAGCAGCACGGCUCACCCGUGGAUGCCACCAUCGCGGCUCUGGUCUGCACCGGGGUUGUCAACCCCCAGAGCAUGGGCCUGGGUGGAGGGGUCAUCUUCACUAUCUACAAUGCGUCCACAGGGAAGGUGGAGGUCAUCAACGCCAGGGAGACGGUACCCGCCAGCCACGUCCCAGGUCUGCUGGACCAGUGCAAGCAGGCCCAGCCUCUGGGCACAGGUGCCCAGUGGAUCGGGGUGCCUGGGGAGCUCCGUGGCUACGCUGAGGCCCACCACCGCCACGGCCACCUGCCCUGGGCGCAGCUCUUCAGGCCCACCAUCGCGCUGCUCCGGGGGGGCCUCCGCGUGCCCCGCAUCCUCAGCCGCUUCCUGCAUAGCAGCUACCUGCGCCCUUCUCUGCACGCAUCGUCCCUGAGGCAGCUCUUCUUCAAUGGGACAGAACCCCUGAGUCCUCAUGACCCACUCCCGUGGCCCGCGCUGGCCGCCACCCUGGAGACCGUGGCUGCGGAAGGCGCAGAGGCCCUCUACACAGGGAGGCUGGGCCAGAUGUUGCUGGAGGACGUUGCCAAGGAAGGGAGCCUGCUGACCCCGCAGGACCUGGCAUCAUUCCGGCCUGAGGUGGUGGACGCCCUGGAGGUGCCCCUGGGAGACUACACCCUGUACUCACCGCCACCGCCUGCAGGGGGCGCGAUUCUCAGCUUUGUCCUCAAUGUGCUCAAAGGGUUCAACUUUUCCGCGGAGUCAGUGGCCAGGCCCGAGGGGAGGGUGAACUUGUACCAUCACCUCGUGGAGACGCUCAAGUUUGCUAGCGGGCAGAGGUGGCGGCUGUGGGACCCUCGAAGCCACCCGGAGGUCCAGAACGCCUCCCAGGACCUGCUGGGGGAGGCUCUGGCCCAGCACAUCCACCAGCAGAUCGACACCCGGGGUGACCACCAGCUCAGCCACUACAGCCUGGCCGAGACCUGGAGCCACAGGAUGGGCACGGCCCACGUGUCCGUGCUGGGGGAGGAUGGCAGCGCUGUGUCUGCCACCAGCACCAUCAAUACGCCCUUUGGAGCCAUGGUGUACUCACCGCGCACGGGCAUCCUCCUCAACAACGAGCUCCUGGACCUGUGCUGGAGGCACCGGCGGGGCUCCGGAGUCACCCCACCUCCCGUUCCAGGUGAGCGGCCCCCUUCAUCCAUGGUCCCCUCCAUCUUGGUCAACGCAGCCCAGGGGUCGAAGCUGGUGAUCGGCGGGGCUGGCGGGGAGCUCAUCAUCUCUGCUGUGGCCCAGGCCAUCAUGAACAAGCUGUGGCUGGGCCUUGACCUGCAAGCUGCCAUUGCAGCCCCCAUCCUGCACGUGGACAGCAAGGGCCGGGUAGAGUACGAGCCCAGCUUCAGCCAGGACCUCAACUCUGAGAAUUUGGACCUGACAGCCUGGAAUCCAGAGAACCCCGAGCCCACGGCCCUCAGCUCCCUGGAAGGAGGUGAAGAAGGGGCUCCAGUACCGGGGCCAGAGCCAGACCGAGAGGCCCGUUUUCCUGAACGUGGUCCAGGCCGUGUCCCAGGACGGGGCCUGCGUGUACGCCGCAGCGGACCCCAGGAAGGGUGGGGAGCCCUCAGGCUACUAAAGAGGCUGCUCCCUCCCCAGAGCUGGGAUCCCACCCAGCACACGUCCAGGCUAGCCUGGUCCGGCAGAAUCUGGACCCCUUGGCUGGACGGUCAGCCUGGGGCUUCAAGAGGUGGGGACAGCCCAGCAGAUGGACGGCUGUGGGGGCCGAGCCCUGCCCUCCCAGAGCCCCUGUGGCCCUGCCCUGACCCCUCCAACCUCCCCAGGCCUCUCACCCAGGACUGGGCCCCCGCUCCCCGAAACCCCAUUCCCCACCUGUGUAUCUUCCAGUCCAAGAUUAAAGAAAAGGCUGCACCACGCCUGAUUCAGGGUCGAGGUGGGGAGGGGACCUUCAGAAAGCACGUGCAGUGAGCUGCAGCCCUCCACACACACCACCACGGAGCCAGGGAAACCAGACACGGGCUGGGCCUUCUCCAGGCCACCCUGGACACUUGCUGGGGCUCCGCACACGCCUUUGGGAGGAAGGCAGGGGUGUGGCCUGGGGGCACCUGUCCCUGGCUCCUGGGGGCCCUUGGCUCAGGCCCGUCCUGGAGCUUGUCCUCCGUGCCAGGAAAAGGCUGGAUGAAGCGAGACCUAAGCCCUCCCCAGCCCCCAACUCCAACAUGUUCUCACCCUCAGCACUGUUGAUGUUUUGGGUGAGUCAUUCUUCGCGGGGGUGCUGUCCACGCACUGUAGGCAGUGGAGCAGCAGCCCUGGCCUCCCCUUGCUAGGUGCAGGGUCACCCCACCCCCACGGCCAGUCACCAAACCACCCCCGAUUGAGACCCGCGAGCCCCCAGCCACCGUGGAUGGCUCUGCCAGCUCCUGAGUGCGCCACCCUCCCUGGGGGGUCCUGCCCCAUGCCGAGUCCUGGGAGCACUGGGAGUUCCUGUUUCACCCCAAACAUCCCACAGGGGUGUACCUCCGCCUGGAAGGACGCCACUACAGAUCCAUCACCUCCCAUUCUGCCUGGAGUUCAGCCACACAGGACGGGUUGGGUGUUGCUCCUGUGCCUGCUGGGACAGAGCACUACACACCGAGGGCCUUCAGACAACAGACACCCUCGCCGCAGUGCCUCCCAGCUGCAUCCCCAGAGCAUGAGAACGGUGUCCCUGCACUCCUGACUCACCCUCUGCCAUCCCUGGGACCCUCACCGUCCCCUGGAGCCUCAGUUACCACUUGUGAACUGAUGGGUCCCCGCCCAGGCUCUAGCCCAGGUUUCUGGACCAUCAGACUCACAUACCCACUCACCCGCCCACCUCCCACCUCCAGAGCACCUGGGAUCCACAGGCACCUCGGACUCAAUACACCCAACCAGAAGCCAGCUCUGAGGCAGCCGGAAGUUCUCUGGUGCCCCCCUCUCCCCCCUCCAUGAUAGUCACCCAGUCCUCUCCCUCCAUAUGUGUGGCUUGGCCUUGGUUCCAUCCCUUCAUCCCUUUCUGCCUCCUUGCCGCUGCCACAGCCUCGAUCCACUCCCUACUCGUGACAGUGAUGAGCCUUGGAAAAUGCAUACCUGAUCCUGCCAUGAGGCCACACAGAGCCCUCCUUGGCUUCUGGGGGCCCCUGGAGGAAGCCCAUUCCUCUUGCUCCCUGCUCAUCCCACCCUAGGUUACUUGCCUGGCCCCUGCCCACAUCCCUCUUGGACCACAAGUAAUGCCAACCAAGAUGCAUUCCCAGCCCAGUUAGCGACUCUUACAGCCUCUUUAAACAUCUUGUUACACAGAGGAAAUCAAAGCGGUAUCUUCAAAAUAACAUUCACAUCAAUACAGAUCAGCCCCCACAGAAUAUAGCUAAAGCAGGGCUCAGAGGAAAAUAUAUUGCCUUAAAUAGUUACAUUAAUAAUAAUCAAAACAAAAUAUCUAACAUACCAAGUUAGUAAAAGAACAACCAGAACAGUAAGGAAGGCAAGAGGAAGAAUUUAGUAACAACUGAAGCAGAAAUUGAUAAACUUGAAGUCAGAAGAACAGAUCUUUGAAAAAGAUAUAUAAGCUAUUAGCUAGCCAAUUAGUAAAAAUGAAGGACGUGUAAAUACACACAAAAAAGAAAUGAGAACGGGGAAAUAACCUAAGCUAUAGAGGAAGUUAGAAGUACUAGAAAAGAUUACUCAUUUUAAUAAAAAUAAAUUUGGAAACUUGACAAAAUAACUUUCUUUCUAGGAUGAUGUAAGUAGAAUUGCGAUACUUAACACACACUAAAAACAUUGGCACUUAUCUGAAAUUCAGAUUUAAUUGGGCAGGCUUUAUUUUUACUUGCUAAAUCUGGCAAGCUUAAGUAUAAAUGACAAACGGGUCCAAGAAAGAGCAAAGGUCUAGACAUGUCAGUGAUCACAAAAAAAAACUGAGAACGUGGCAGGAACACUGGUCUAUCUCAAAUGCCCUUCUGGAAAGUUUCCCAGGCGAAGUGUGUCCUGCCGUUAGGAUCAGAGGCCUGUCUUGCCAGUUAAGCCGCCACAGUGUAGAGCCCGGAGGAACAUUUCCACAUUCACUUUAUGAAGUCAGCAUAGGACUAGCCCCAAACUUGGCAAAGCACACCAAAGGCCAGUUGUGUUUGGGAAACAACACAAAACUCCUCAAACAAAUACAAGCAAGGAGACUCCAAGCAACACAUUCAAAAGGACAGGGUGUCCGGGUGGGGCCAACACCACUACUGAUGGGAAUGUCCAUGAGAGGGACUUGUGCUCCUUUCACCAGAGGAGAAAAAUCACGGAGUCCUCUCCAUGGAGAGGCA